AUGAUCGGGUCUAGUUAUCCGGAGCUGCUUCUUAAGGGCAUAAUGUCGCGCUUCCUACAAACGCUACGGCAAGCCAUUGGCUUACCCAGGGCUACUAAUCCAAUUUCUCGCUCUCAGUCUAUUGACACAAACUUCAACAUCUUUCAAGCCGGAGACUGGGCUAUCUUCCAUGUCAAAACGCCCAUCUUGAAAAAAUUGAAGAAGGGCGGGAAGACAAAUCUUCGCCGGGGACAUGUUAACCAUGACGACGUGAUUGGGCGCCGGGUAUUUGAUACUGUGCCGGCCCACAAAGGUCCCGAUACGCGAUUGAGCCUGCCAACACUCGAAGAAUAUGUUACUCUCACUCCUCGUCUUGUAACACCGAUAUACUCCCACGAUGCGAACUUGAUCGUCUCUCUCCUCGAUAUCCAUGCCGAUGUUCCCGCCGCAGGCGAGCAACAACCACAUCUGGAAAUACUUGAGUCUGGCACAGGCCACGGCUCGUUGACAUUGCAUUUGGCACGUGCUAUUCACGCUGCGAACAGUGUACCUCCAUCCCGCCCGCAACGCUCGCAGAUUCGGCAUGUCAAAGAUCGAAACGCAAAGCCUGGCAAGGAAGAGUCGCCGAAGGAUAAUGAGGCUGCGACUGACCAGGUACAGCAAGAGUGGGAUGAAUGGCGGGCGGAGCGCAAUGCUGUCAUCCACACUGUUGAUGUCUCCGGGAAAUACUCUGCGCUAGCUGAGGGGAACGUGAAUGGGUUCCGGCGUGGAAUCUAUGCUGGUGAUGUGGACUUCUACGUUGGUGCUGUUGAAGACUGGAUUUCCGAGCAGAAGGAUCAUCGUAAGAAGAGCCUGGGUACUUUGUCUAAAGUAUUUGGUGGAGAGGAGUCUGUUGAUCCAUUCUUGGAUCAUGUUAUAUUGGACAUGCCCUCUGCUCAUAAGAGGAUACCCAGUUUGCCUCCUCUGAUGAAAAGGGAUGCAAAACUCGUCGUGUUCAUGCCAAGUAUCACUCAGAUAGGUGAUUGCAUAGAAUUGAUCCAUAAAUUGAGGCUGCCCUUUAUUUCAGAGAGGGUGGUUGAGCUCGGCACUGGACUGACUAGUGGACGGCACUGGGAUGUUCGCUUGACUGUUAAGAAGUCUGCUGCUGAUCCUUCGUCUUGGUCGGAGGCACAGGUUGAUUCCGAGCUAUCCGAGGGAGACGUGGAAGAUAUUCCUGUUCCGGAUGAGCCAGUCAAAGAAGAUCCAGCCAAGGAAGAGCCAGUCAAGGAAAUGGUCAUGGUGUGUCGGCCAAAGGUUGGGCUGAAAACAAUGGGUGGAGGCUUCGUUGGUGUGUUCCGAAGGAUAGAAGAUGGCGCACGAUGA
This is a messenger RNA of Penicillium taxi, 1341 nucleotides long. Its product is annotated as tRNA (adenine-N(1)-)-methyltransferase. The transcript is spliced from 3 exons. Gene Ontology annotation, cellular component: tRNA (m1A) methyltransferase complex. The coding region runs from base 1 to 1341 and encodes 446 amino acids. Gene Ontology annotation, biological process: tRNA methylation. The record is from RefSeq and is a predicted model, not a curated record. Lineage: Eukaryota; Fungi; Ascomycota; Eurotiomycetes; Eurotiales; Aspergillaceae.